This is a messenger RNA of Triticum aestivum (bread wheat), 1897 nucleotides long. RefSeq names its product receptor-like cytoplasmic kinase 176. Lineage: Eukaryota; Viridiplantae; Streptophyta; Magnoliopsida; Poales; Poaceae. The transcript has 6 exons. Gene Ontology annotation, molecular function: protein kinase activity; ATP binding. Gene Ontology annotation, biological process: protein phosphorylation. The record is from RefSeq and is a predicted model, not a curated record. Bases 325 to 1611 code for a protein of 428 amino acids.
CUUCUCGCCUCCUCCCUCCCCGCCCGCCUCCCCGCCCGCCCGCCAUUAAUGCGCCCCUCUCCUACUGGGGCAAGUGGUCAACCAGCUUAGCACGGGCACCAGCGAGGCCGGCCUCCCCUCCCUACCCUUCCUUCCCGUGAUCGAUCGAGGUCGACGGAGACAGAUAGGAAAGUCAGGGGAGGAGUAGUAUAUAUAACUAGGCCUGCUCGCCGGCCGGGGUGAAGAGAGACAGACUCUGCCGUUCGUCCUCGCCUCUGGUCGAGCUCCGUCUCCCCUGCCUGAGAAUCCAUCCAUCGAUCGGUCUGCGUUUGCUCGCCGGCGGCCAUGGGGAACUGCUUCGGGAGCAGGAUCGGCCCCGACAGCCCCUACAAGAGCGGCGGCGGCUCCGGCUCCCCUUCUUCCUCCUCAGGGUGGACGUGGAGGAGGAAGGGGAAAGGGGGCGCGAGCGUGUCGAGCAGCCGGGUGUCGUCCUCGCCGUCGACCACGGUGCCGCCGACGCCGCGGAGCGAGGGCGAGAUCCUGCAGUCCGCCAACGUCAAGAGCUUCGCCUUCAACGAGCUCAAGACGGCCACCCGGAACUUCCGGCCCGACAGCGUGCUCGGCGAGGGCGGCUUCGGCUCCGUCUUCAAGGGCUGGGUCGACGAGACCACCUUCGCGCCCGCCCGCCCCGGCACCGGCAUGGUCAUCGCCGUCAAGAAGCUCAACCAGGAGGGCUUCCAGGGCCACCGCGAGUGGCUGGCUGAAGUGAACUACCUCGGGCAGUUGUCGCACCCCAAUCUUGUGAGGCUCGUCGGUUACUGCCUCGAGGACGAGCAGCGCCUCCUUGUCUACGAGUUCAUGCCGCGAGGGAGCCUCGAGAACCAUCUUUUCAGAAGGGGCUCGCAUUUCCAGCCACUGUCAUGGAACCUGAGGAUGAAGGUGGCCCUCGGGGCGGCCAGGGGGCUCGCCUUCCUCCACAGCGACAUGGCCAAGGUCAUCUACCGCGACUUCAAGACGUCCAACGUUCUCCUUGACUCGAGCUACAAUGCUAAGUUGUCCGAUUUCGGGCUGGCGAAGGACGGGCCGACCGGAGACAAGAGCCAUGUCUCCACAAGGGUCAUGGGCACUCAUGGCUACGCCGCCCCCGAGUAUCUUGCAACAGGGCAUCUGACGGCGAAGAGCGACGUGUACAGCUUCGGGGUGGUGCUGCUGGAGAUGCUGUCGGGGCGGCGGGCGCUGGACAAGAACCGGCCGUCGGGGGAGCACAACCUGGUGGAGUGGGCGCGGCCGUACCUCACCAGCAAGCGCCGGGUGUUCCACAUCCUGGACGCGCGGCUGGGCGGCCAGUACUCGCUGUCCGGCGCGCAGAAGACGGCGGCGCUGGCCAUGCGGUGCCUCUCCGGCGACGCCCGGGCCCGCCCCGGCAUGGCGGAGGUGGUGACCGCGCUCGAGCAGCUGCAGGACGCCAAGGAGACGGCCGCCGCGGGGGCCGGGCAGGGGAAGGCGUCCGGGGGGUUCGUCAGGAUGCGCGGCGGCGGCGGGAGCGGCGCGGGGCGGCAGCAGCAGCGGCGCCCGGAGCCCAUGGCCGUGCGGCGGCUGCCGGCGGCGCCGCUGCGGUCGCACCCCGAGUGAUGGGUUGUAAAGAUCGAAAAUGGUGUAGUUUCUGAAUGUUGUUAAUGUAGCUGGCUUCUUCGCUCUCGCGAAUCCGGCGUCCGCCAUUUCUUUUGCUUGGUUAGUUAGGCGGCAGGAUGAUUGGCGACGAUGGUCGGCGGAGCUUUUUGUUUUGACGAGGCGACUCCGCCGCCGUCGCCGUCGCCGACUCCACCCGAUGGAGAUGCGCCGGGAAAUAACGUGCAAAAAUUAGCGGUUUUGCUUGGAUGGAUUGAUAUGGAUAAACGGAUGGAUGCCAGAGACUGAA